Molecule: messenger RNA, 774 nt
Organism: Beauveria bassiana ARSEF 2860
Lineage: Eukaryota; Fungi; Ascomycota; Sordariomycetes; Hypocreales; Cordycipitaceae
Exons: 2
Coding region: 1-774 (257 amino acids)
Source: RefSeq, a predicted model, not a curated record
AUGUCGCAUCGAAAAACUCCAGGCUCGCCGGCCUACGAGAAGAACGAUUCACCAGUUCAUGGAGCAUCAGAUGAGGUUCUCUUCGACAGAGGCAACUUCAUCUCAGGGCUUAAUGGGCCGGCAUCAGAGCCUGCUCCUCCACCAACAGCCUCGAGUAUAAUUGCCCGUGGAAUUGGUGGCAUAAAGGACAUGGAACAGCUUCGACCAGUGCAUCCAUCCUCUUGGUUGUAUCCGCCCCGAGGCAUGGCGCAAGGCCUCUACCGCGAUGUUGUACAUCAACGCUCUAAAUGCCUGCUUUUAUAUUACGCAGCGGCGUUGAUGCAGUGGACAUUAAUGCUACUACAGCUUUGUAUCUCUGCUACACUCACGGCGCUCGGUUCUGUUGCUGUCAAAGAUGGUACGCCAAUUACGGUUCUUGGUGCUGUGAAUACUGUCAGUGCUAGCAUUCUGGCCUUUUUCCACAACAGUGGUAUCCCCGAUCGGUAUCGCAAGGACAUGGACGAGCUCAGGCAAGUGGAGGACCACAUCAAAGAGCUUCUCGAUUCUGGCAUUGCACCACUUUCGCUCUCCCCGGAGCAAAUUAUUGCCGAAUGUUUCGAUUUGUGUCAAGACGCUAAAGCUACUAUGGAAGCCAAUCUGCCUGAUAAUUAUCGCAACCGCCAGACUACGCCAGUGCGACGACAACCUGCGACGCCCAUCGAGUCAGGCAAUGCAGCUCCUGCGGACUCUACACAAGAUACUUCAUCUGCUAUUAGAGGCGACCGUUCGAAAUGA